Messenger RNA from Sebastes umbrosus (honeycomb rockfish), 1741 nucleotides. RefSeq names its product UPF0461 protein C5orf24 homolog. The transcript is spliced from 2 exons. The record is from RefSeq and is a predicted model, not a curated record. The coding region runs from base 253 to 930 and encodes 225 amino acids. NCBI's taxonomy places the organism in Eukaryota, Metazoa, Chordata, Actinopteri, Perciformes, Sebastidae.
GUUUUAUUAAUUUAUUUUUCCAGGCGAAAAUGGCUGCCUCUCUCAUCUAAACCUCUGCUUAAAGGAUUAAAUGAGCAUGUAAUAGAUGCAAUAAGCAACAGGAAUCGCAGCUCCGCUUCAAGAGGACCCUCCUGGACGCCAGGUUGUAGUUAGUGCAGCUUCUUCACAAAGAUGUUGUGGCUGCCAGAGGACGAAAAUGUAUGCGAACCGAAAUUAACCCUUUCCAUCUAACAUCCACAAACAAAUGAGAAAAUGAUGCAUCAAGUGACCAGCAGCAACAGUGACUAUUGUCUGAGUGGACUGGCAGAGGACUGUCACCCAGCCAGCCACUUUGAUUUAUGUAGCACACAAUCCAACAAAUUCUACCCCUCUCCAACAACCCCUGGUUUGCAGCUGUCUCUUGCCGGCCUUGCCCCUUUGCCACAGGGCAUGCACAAAGCCAUGAUAUGUCAAAUGCAAGACACCCAGAGCGACUUCCAGGCUCAGACGGUGAGAAUCAGGGGCGGUGAUGCUGCAGGGCCCGAUGGCUCCAAGAAGAAGAAGGGUUUAGUGAAGUCGGGGCGGAGAGGGAGGCCAUCAGGGACCACGAAGUCAGCUGGUUACCGUACAAGUACUGGGCGUCCACUUGGGACGACUAGAGCAGCUGGGUUCAAAACCAGCCCAGGGAGGCCCCUUGGUACCACCAAAGCAGCAGGAUACAAGGUCAGCCCCGGCAGGCCCCCCGGCAGCAUCAAGAGCCUGGCUCGGCUCAAGAAGCUGGAGUUUGGUUGUGACAGCGCCAAGAAAUUUGACUUUAGCAACUGCAGUGUUCCCAAGAAACUGGACUUCACCAGCUGUGAUCUUCCCACUUUUCCAUACGCCAUGAUGGAGAAAAGACCCCUCUGUGAGCCCAGUGGCAAAGUGGAUGAACCCAGCGAAUGCAGUGCUUGAAAAACAUUUGAGUGCAUGAGCAAGAAGAAGUUUAGGAAAAAACAUGUCCCUCAAAUGUUGGAGGAAAGAACUUUUUUGCCAUUUAGAAAUGGCUCUGAGUGUUUGUACAGUGUUUGACAUUGUCUUCAUCUUCAUCAUAAUAAAUGACUGAAUUAGAAGUAUGUUAUUCCAGUUUGGCAGAGAUGCAUGCGUAUGAAUUAAUCACACCAAUCAGUAUAGGCAAAAAAUGUAUUUAUCAGUUUGUGGUUCAAACCUCACUAGAGAGUGAAUUUUUUUUUUCCCUCAAGCAUUUUGUUCCUCUGAGUUGUGACUUCUUUCUCUGCUUUUAACAUUUCUAUGGCUGGUUUCUUGUGACAUUUUCUACAUUUAUAAAAAAUUGUACUAACAGCUGAUCAAAUCGGCUUUUUUCCUGAGCAUAAAUAUGUGGAUGUGUAGCUGUCCUUUCUGUGUUCAAUAUGUGUUUUAAUUUGUGAUAUUAUCCUGCAUCGUACCUAUAAUGGGGAACACUGCAAUAUAUUUUUUGAAUUAGCUUGAACUGGUAAAACUCAAUGCAUAAUAUUCUUUUGAGCACAGUAUUUGUUAUUUCUGCACUUUGUGAAUAUAAUUUCGAUCAUGUAAUGUAGCAGCCUGUUUCCGUCCCUAAACUCACUAUAAGCACUUCCAGAUUUACAUGUAUGUUGUUAUGCUGUUUAUUAGGAGGGUGGGGGGGACAAACUUAAUAAAACAGAAAAAAAUGCUUUGUGGUAUAUAUAUGUAAUAAUAAAUGCUUAUGUACUGUAUGUGAAACAAAAUAAAAUACAUUUCUUUUCCA